Frankliniella occidentalis (western flower thrips) is the source of this 4190-nucleotide messenger RNA. RefSeq lists its product as uncharacterized. The coding region runs from base 1146 to 3410 and encodes 754 amino acids. NCBI's taxonomy places the organism in Eukaryota, Metazoa, Arthropoda, Insecta, Thysanoptera, Thripidae. The transcript is spliced from 9 exons. The record is from RefSeq and is a predicted model, not a curated record. Gene Ontology annotation, cellular component: membrane.
AUCGACGGCGCACCACACCGCCGCCCGGGCCCCGCCGCGCCAGCCGCACCAGCCGCACCGCGCCGUACAGCCGCGCCAGCCGCGCCGGCACCUGUGGAGUGUGUGGAGCAAUACGACAUUUCGCCGACACCACCCCGGACCUCGGAGGCCCCCAGCCGCCAGCCGAGCGGCCAGGAUGGCGACGGACGUCCCCGACGAGCGCCGCCCCCGGCGCCACCCCCACUGACAACGGGCUGCUCUGCAACACUGCCAGGACGCCCCGCUCCAAGACGGCCCGCCGCGGGCAGGCGGCCCCCGGCAGCCCCAGCAGCAGCAGCAGCCCCAGCGGCUCCCGCCCGUCCAAGAGAGCCGCGAGGAAGGAGCGCGCGCGCGACUGGCUGGCCCGGCUGACGCUGCGCACCCGCUGGACGCUGCACGGCUGGGCGAUCGCGGUGCGCGCCUGGUCCCGCCGGCUGCUGGGGCGACGCCGGCGCUGGUCCCGUCGCUGACGACCACCACGAGGACGACGACGGCGGUCACCACGGCCGUGACCACGGGCGGGCACGCGGAGCGCGGGGGCGGGGUGCGCGACGUGUCGAGGCGCGCGUCGCGGAGGCUGCGCCAGCUGGCGCGGCGCGUGGCGCGGCCCGACCACCCGCACGGGCGGCGGCUCACGAGGCGCGUCGCGGACCAUGUGGUGCGGGUGACGCAGCCCGCGCGCAGGAGGGCCACCCUCUGGACGCGGCCCGCGCGCUACCGGGUGCGCGAGUGGACGCGCCCGCUGCGCCACUGGGCGCGCCGCGUGCGCGCGUCCGUGCGCGCCAGGCGCCGCGGCUGCGCCGACCAGGACGCCGACGAGGAGGUGGCGGCGGCGGAGGCCGCGGCCACGCCCACGACCGCGGUCGAGCGGAAGAACAACGUCGUCGUCGUCACGGUCGCUCCGGACGCCGGCCUCGGGCCAGGUCAGCGGGCCGAGUCGUGAUGUCAGCGGGGAGGCCCUAAUCAACUGCUUGACCCAGGCAGUGCCCCGGGCCUCAUCGCAGCGCUUGAGCCGCCAAAGUGAUAACGGCAGAGGCGCGCCGCGACCGGCGGUGCGCGGCUGUUGUGGUCGCGACCGGCAACGCCUGCGCCUCCUCCCCCGCGCACCUCGCUAGCGGACCGACGACAUGGCGAAGAAGGGCGUCGACGACAGGCUGGAGGAGGGCCCCGCCCCGGGCCCCGGCGGCGCCACCAGGCCGCCGAGCCUCGCGUCCUUCAAGAUAUUCCUCUUCUUCUUCUUCGCCGGCAUUGGCGCGCUGGUGCCGUUCCUGCCGCUGCACAUGCGCGCCGCGGGGCUGACCGCCCGUGAGGCCCGCGUCGUGUCGUCCGCCGCGCCGCUCGUCGGCCUGCUCGGGCCGCUGGUGGCCGCCGCGCUGCUGCAGAGGCGCCGCCGCCGUCCCGACGACAAGAAGGCCGAGAAGAAGAAGGACAGGAAGCAGAAGAAAAAGAAGGAUGAGGAAGAAGAGGACGCGGCGCCGCUGCAGCCCGCCGAUGAAGAGGCAACGCCGGUCACCGAGGACGCCGAGGCCGCCGACGAGGGCAAGAAGCUGAGGUCACUGCUCGUGUUCACCGUCCUGGGCGCCGCCGUCUGCUACAGCGCGCUGCUCCUGCUCCCGACCGUCACCUGGUUCCCGGCGAGGAGGCCGUCGGUCAGCUUCAGCUGCAACGGGAGCGGCGCGGCAGUGCUGCAGGAGCGGUGCAUGGAGCCCGCCUGCUACCGCUGGCCAGAGCAACAGGUUGGCCCGCUAUUCCUGACCCACUGCGAGUACGAGUGCCCGGACGAGGGCGCGGCGGGCGCGGGGCGCCACCGGACGCGCCACGGGGACGGCGUGAGGUCCGGCGGUGGCGGCGGCGGCCAGGACGUCGCCCUCCCGGACUACACCGUCGUGCCGACGCCGGCCAGGCCCGCCGAGCCGCCGCACAUCUGCGUGCCGGACGGCGGCGGCCCGGGCGUCCGGCUGUGCCACGUGUUCACGGGCAGCGGCUCCGGCAUCAUCGUCAACGCCUCCCUGCAGCAGGCCACCAACCCGGACGCGGACCAGUCGCAGUGGUGCCACUACCCCAUCGCCGAGGCCUUCGCCUGCUCGCUGCCCUACCCGCUGACGGCGGGCUGCCGCGUGCUGUGCGACAUCGAGCACCCCUACACGGCGGAGGGCUCGGUACUGGCGCAGAGCCAGUGCCAGGUGCUCAUGGGCGACCCGGCGCUCACCUUCUGGAGCUACCUGGGCGUGCGCUGCCUGGCCGACGCCUUCCCGACGGCCGCCCUGGUGCUGGUGGACACGGCCCUGGUGGUGGCGACGCGCGCCCGCCCCGGCCACCAGAAGCCGGACCUCGGGCGGCAGAUGGCCGUGGGGCUGCUGGGCACGGCGUUGGCGGCCCCACUGGCCGGCUACCUCAGCCCGUACCCGACGGCGGACGCGCCGAGCCUGGGCUGGCCGCCGUACGGCGUGCCCAUCCUGGCCUUCACCGCCUGCAUGAUCCUCGCGGCCUUGGUGCUCGUUUGCUCUCCGUCCAUGCCGGUGGGCGCCGGGUCGUCGUGGUGGUCGUCGGCGCGGCCCGCCUCCAAGACGCCGACGCGCUCGGGCUGCGAGGCGGCCGCGCUGUUCCUCGUGCUGGCGCUGCUCGGCGCCUUCUGCUCGGCCAUCGACUCGUACCUGCCCUGGCACGUGAGCGGCCUGCAGCACGUGGACGGCGCCGUGGACGUGGGGCUGGGCGCGUGGGGCGCCACCCCGGAGCUGCUGCUCGGCCUCAACGUGCUGGUGGGCGUGCUGCCCGCCGUGCCGCUCAUGUGGCGCGGCGAGGGGCUCAUCCGCUACUGCGGCUCCUCCAACCUCCUCAUCACCGCCUUCACCUUCUACAUCAUCCGAUACGCGGGACUGUCGCUCAUGUGGAGCCCGUGGUGGAUCCUGCUGCUGGAGGCCACCGAGGUGUUCACGCUGAGCAUCAUGUGGGUGACGGCGGUGCUGUACUUCGCGGCGCUGCUGCCGCGGCGGCUGCUGGCCGCGGGCCAGGCGCUGUGCGUGGCGGCGCACUUCGGCGUGGGCCGGUCGCUGGGCGCGCUGCUGGGCGGGCUGCUGGCGCGCGACGCUCUGCCGCCCGACGACGAGCAGGACACGGCGCCGCCCGACGACCCGGAGCUGCAGCAGCUGCGGCCGCUGUACGCGGCGGGCGCCGGGGCGGCCGCCAUCGUGGCCGUGCUCUACUUCGUGCUGUACCACUGCUGCCUGCGCCCGGGCGCCUCCGGCGGUGGCAGCUCCAAGAAGAGGGCGAGGGCGCUGAUCGCCGACCGCUCCGUGCUCGCCGGGCAAAACGUGAACGGGUCGUACACCCCCCUGCGGGUCUACCACAACGGGCACGGGCGGCGCACGCCCCAGCCCGCCAGCGCCGACUGAUCGUCCCCGACCGGGCGGCACUGCCGUGCCGAGUCCAAGCUGGCCGAGGCCAAGCUCGCUCUCUCUUUCUGCCCCUAUAGCCGGGAGGAGCUCAAAGACGGCCGAACCAAGCGUUUCGGGAAAUUACUUUCUUGGAGCACUGUUUAUCGUUUUCCUGGCCGCGUCUUCUCGAGUCUUCAGAUGUCAGUGGCUGAGAAUCUAACCACGCUGCUUUUCUCACGCCUAACUUAUAUUCUUGUUCUAAUACGACGAAUUUGAUUUGCGGUUGAGUCUAGGGUACAUCGAAAUGAUGUGUGAUGCUUGCGACAGUUCCCAUCUCUCCGCAGAAUUAAGAAAACAAGGCAAGACAACGUACGUAUCGUUGGGCAUCUUAUUAGUCUUUUAUCCAGGAGCUAGUAUUGCUCAUCUGUUUCUUAGUUAUUUUCUAUACGUCGGCACUGUGUGUGCAUGACUAAAACCGCUUGAAGUCUGCAAAUAGUUUUCUAUUAGGGUGUGUUUUUAAAAAUGUUAACUUAAGGUAUGGUACAAAGUUUUUUCUACUACUUUAAUAUGAUUCACUAAAAUGUAAAUGGACGUAGCCACGAACUAGUCAUGCCGCUUCCUUUCGUACAACUAAUUUGUCCUUCUGCUUACCGAUGUGUUCACGAAAGCAAGAAAGACUGCUUACUUUUGAUAAGUCUAUAAAAUGCCUUAAAAUAAGUUGUAAGUAAGUUUUAAAAAAAUGCCAUCAAAGACCUAAGCCUGUCUAAAAGGGAAAAAUAAAACAAACAAUGAAAAACA